Molecule: messenger RNA, 852 nt
Organism: Teleopsis dalmanni
Lineage: Eukaryota; Metazoa; Arthropoda; Insecta; Diptera; Diopsidae
Exons: 1
Coding region: 1-852 (283 amino acids)
Source: RefSeq, a predicted model, not a curated record
AUGAACGAAGACGAAGCAGUCAACGCAACAACCAGCACGACAGUACAGCAUGGUACAACACCGGCAGAAAUUUGCCGCAUAGGUGUCAAGCCGCCGGUAUUUUGCAAACGCGACCCCGACUUAUACUUCCUGCAGAUGGAGACGCAAUUUCGCAACGCAAGCAUUACACAAGACCAAACGAAAUACGACUACGUGAUUGGUUCGUUGGACGGGUCUACACUAAGAAACGUUGCAGAUAUUGUGAGAUCACCUCCAUCGCAAAACAAAUACGACGCAAUAAGGAAUCGCCUGAUACAAGACUUUGCUGACUCUGAAAAUAAAAAGCUACGCAGACUCAUACUCGAGUGCGAACUUCAUGACAACAAGCCAUCGCAAUUACUUCGCACUAUGCGCGACCUAGCAGCUGGAGCCAUGAAUGACGGCGCACUGAAACAAUUCUGGCUAGAUCGUUUGCCCGUUGCAGUGCGAGCUGUUGUGUCCAUCGCUGACGGUGAUCUUGACAAAUGCGCACUCCAAGCUGAUAAAAUGAUGGAGAUGGGGAGUUAUGGUUCUGUAGCCACUGUAGAUGGUGCAAAAAAUUCUCAAUCAGCACAGUCAUUAUCAGUUGAAGAAAUGCAAACCAUAAAAAACGCCGUUUUACAACUGAGCAAAGAUGUAGCUGAAAUAAAGCAGCGACAAUACUCAAAUAGAAGACCUCGAUUCCGAACUCCAGAUCGUGAUCCAGUCCAGCACAUCCGCACACGUUCUGCAAAUCAGGUUAGUAAGCAACCUCUUUGUUUCUACCAUUACAGGUUUGGUGCCAAUGCAAUCAAAUGUACCAAACCUUGCAAAUUCAAGGCACCGGAAAACUAA